Molecule: messenger RNA, 7523 nt
Organism: Pelobates fuscus (common spadefoot toad)
Lineage: Eukaryota; Metazoa; Chordata; Amphibia; Anura; Pelobatidae
Gene: CACNA1H
Product: calcium voltage-gated channel subunit alpha1 H
Exons: 34
Coding region: 15-7121 (2368 amino acids)
Biological process (GO): calcium ion import; positive regulation of calcium ion-dependent exocytosis; membrane depolarization during action potential
Cellular component (GO): plasma membrane; voltage-gated sodium channel complex; neuron projection
Molecular function (GO): low voltage-gated calcium channel activity; voltage-gated sodium channel activity
Source: RefSeq, a predicted model, not a curated record
UCGAGCAUAUCAGCAUGCUGGUCAUUCUACUGAACUGUGUGACUCUAGGGAUGUUUCAACCGUGCGAAGAUGUCAACUGCGAGUCAGAACGAUGCACCAUACUAGAGGCGUUUGAUGGCUUCAUCUUUGCUUUCUUUGCGGUGGAAAUGGUUAUUAAGAUGAUCGCGCUCGGCAUCUUCGGGCAGAAGUGUUAUUUAGGAGACACGUGGAACAGGCUGGAUUUUUUCAUUGUCAUGGCAGGGAUGAUGGAGUAUUCUCUUGAUGGACACAAUGUCAGCCUGUCUGCCAUCCGCACUGUUCGUGUUUUAAGGCCACUUAGAGCCAUUAACAGGGUUCCAAGUAUGAGAAUACUAGUUACCCUGCUGUUAGACACUCUGCCUAUGUUAGGCAAUGUUCUCCUCUUGUGUUUCUUUGUGUUUUUCAUCUUCGGGAUUGUCGGUGUUCAGCUUUGGGCCGGGCUGCUCAGAAACCGAUGUUUUCUGGACCCCGAUUUUGCAAUGGCUAACAAUUUUUCAACUCUAAAAUAUUACCACGUAGAUGAAACAGAAGACAACCCGUACAUCUGCUCCUCUGUCCGGGACAACGGAAUGCUUAAAUGCCAAGAUAUCCCUGCCAAGCUGGACUGCUCCCACACCUAUUACACAGAUUAUACCAACAGCUGUAUGAACUUCAAUCAGUUUUACAACGUAUGCAAACCAGGAGAGGUGAAUCCACAUAAAGGAGCCAUUAAUUUUGAUAACAUUGGCUAUGCUUGGAUAGCAAUCUUUCAGGUUAUAACCCUGGAAGGCUGGGUUGAUAUUAUGUACUAUGUCAUGGAUGCACAUUCUUUUUACAAUUUUAUAUAUUUUAUACUACUUAUUAUAGUCGGUUCUUUCUUCAUGAUAAACUUGUGCCUGGUUGUGAUAGCAACACAGUUUUCUGAAACAAAGCAGCGGGAGAAUCAGCUUAUGCAGGAGCAACGGGCCAGAUAUCUCUCCAAUGACAGCACAAUCGCCAGUUUCUCAGAGCCAGGCAGCUGCUAUGAGGAGCUUCUCAAAUACAUCUGCCACAUAUUCAGGAAGGUAAAGCGACGGACGUUACGACUUUAUAAUAAUUGGCAAAACAAACGAAGGAAAAAAGUGAAUCCCAACAGUACCAUGAAUGGGCAGGGCCGAGGCCGCAAGUGUAAACGGCGCAUCACAUCGAUCCAUCACUUAAUUCAUCACCAUCAUCAUCAUCACCAUCAUCAUUACCAUAUUAGCAACGGGAGUCCCAGGGGACGCAGGCCGAGCCCUGAGAUUUGCGAUGUGGAAAUGAAGAUUGUGAAGCCCAACAGUCAACUAAGGCUCCCUUCUCCUUCACCCAGUCUUCAGCGUCCAAUGUCCGCCAGCGAGUCCAUCCAUAGCAUCUAUCAUGCAGAUUGCCAUUUCGAAGGGCCUCAGUUGAAAUCUUGCAAGUCUUCCAACGCUUCAUCCAACAUUAAACUGAAUGCUGGACUCAACCAUACUAACAUGAAUUAUCCCACCAUCCUACCUUCCCCAGCAAGCAAAACCAGUCCCACCACGCUUCCCAAAGGCAAAAGAAGUGGCAGCACUCCAGUAAGCUUGGUCAACAGUCCCAUCAGUUUAAAUGCAGAGUCCUAUGGGAAGGUCCAACAGUUCGUGGGAGAGCGGGGCCUUUGUAGAAGCUCCAGCAAGUUGUCCAGUCUAAGCGUCCCUUGUUCCAUGCCAGGUUCUCAGCCAAGUCAAAUUAUGUGUGAGAUUCAGAACUGCACAUACUGUGCCAACCUGUUGGAAAAUCCAGAGCUGGAACUGAGUGAUUCAGAGAGCUGUGAAUCAGAUACUAAUGGAGUUUAUGAGUUCACUCAAGACAUGAGACAUGGGGAUCAAAGAGACCAAGUGCAGAAAGGGAAGAAGCUCAAAAGAUCUCAAGAAUCGAACCGGAUUUAUAAACUCUGGGAAGAAUUUACUAACCGAUUAAAGAGGAUUGUGGAUAGCAAAUAUUUCAACCGUGGGAUCAUGAUCGCCAUCUUGAUUAAUACCUUGAGCAUGGGGAUUGAAUAUCACGAGCAGCCAGAAGAGUUGACCAAUGCCUUGGAGAUUAGCAACAUUGUAUUCACCAGCAUGUUUGCCCUGGAGAUGCUUCUAAAACUAUUGGCUUUCGGGAUUUUUGGCUACAUUAAAAAUCCAUACAACAUAUUUGAUGGAAUCAUAGUUGUCAUCAGUGUUUGGGAGAUCAUCGGACAAUCAGAUGGGGGUCUGUCUGUGCUCAGAACAUUUAGACUGCUGCGUGUUCUGAAACUGGUCCGCUUCAUGCCAGCUCUACGUCGACAGCUGGUAGUCCUUAUGAAGACCAUGGACAACGUGGCCACCUUCUGCAUGCUUCUCAUGUUGUUCAUCUUUAUCUUCAGCAUUCUUGGCAUGCAUCUUUUUGGUUGUAAGUUUACCGUGAAGACAGACACCGGGGAUACAAUCACCGACAGAAAAAACUUUGAUUCUUUACUUUGGGCCAUUGUAACUGUUUUCCAGAUUCUCACCCAGGAAGAUUGGAAUAUGGUCCUGUAUAAUGGCAUGGCUUCUACGUCAUCAUGGGCGGCGCUUUACUUUGUGGCCUUGAUGACGUUUGGGAAUUACGUCCUGUUUAACCUAUUAGUAGCCAUUUUGGUGGAAGGUUUUCAAGCAGAGGGCGAUGCAACAAGGUCAGACACUGAUGAGGAGAAAGUCUCUGCUAACUUUGAGGAAGACCUGGAGAAGAUACGAGAUCUACGCACAGCAGAGUUGAAGAUGUAUUCUCUCGCAGUGACACCAAAUGGGCAUCUUGACCCUCGUUGUUCUUUGCCGCCACCUAUUAUCAUGCGCACGGCUGCCACCCCAAUGCCCACGCCUAAAUGCUCACCCUGCCUGGACCCUGGACACCCAUUCAUAGAUUCAAGAAGAGAAAGCAGCGUGUCUGUCGAUCCAUCCAUGUGUGAUCAGAAGUCUUUGGCUAGCCUCCGUAGCUCUCCGUGUGCCCCUUGGGCUACAUACAGUAAUUGGGGAAGUCGUCGCUCCAGCUGGAAUAGUCUUGGCAGAGCCCCAAGCAUCAAAAAGAAAAAUCAGUCCGGUGAAAGGGAGUCCCUGCUGUCCGGCGAGGGGAAGGGAAGCACGGAUGAUGACUCUGAUGACUGCAAGUCCAGCUCAAUGGGUAGAGGAUCCCUACAUCGGCGGGCAGGUUCUCUGGAUACUCGCGGCUCUUUGGACAUCCCUGAGCUUCUCCAGGUGCCAACGUUACGCCACUCCCUUAGCGUCAGUCCUCUAGCCAUGGUUCCUUCAGAGUUUCAAGACUGCAAUGGCAAAAUGCUUCACGUGCCUAGCGAGCUGUUUGUCCGAGUAGAGAAGCACAAGGAGGAGCCUCCCCUGGACUAUGAGGACGACCUAGAAGAUAGUUACUGCUUCCGGAUUCGUAAGAUUUUGGAGCCUUACAAACCGAAAUGGUGCAAGACUCAUGAAGACUGGUCUCUUUACAUGUUCUCGCCACAAAAUCAGUUUCGUAUGAUGUGCCAGAAGGUCAUUGCUCACAAGAUGUUUGAUCAUGUGGUACUUGUUUUCAUCUUUCUAAAUUGCAUCACGAUUGCUCUGGAACGACCUGAUAUUGACCCAAACAGUAUGGAAAGGAUAUUCUUGAGUGUUUCGAACCACAUUUUUACAGCAAUCUUUGUUGUGGAAAUGACCAUCAAGGUGGUGGCUCUUGGGUUUUUCUCUGGGGAGAAUGCUUACCUACAGAGCAGCUGGAAUGUCCUGGAUGGAGUCCUGGUCUUUGUUUCCAUCAUCGAUAUCAUCGUGUCUCUGGCAUCGGCUGGAGGAGCCAAAAUCCUGGGCAUCUUGAGAGUCUUGAGGUUGCUGCGUACCCUACGUCCCCUACGAGUUAUCAGCAGAGCGCCAGGCCUCAAACUGGUGGUAGAGACCUUGAUUUCUUCACUCCGACCCAUUGGAAAUAUCGUCCUGAUCUGUUGCGCUUUCUUCAUCAUCUUUGGUAUUUUGGGAGUACAGCUUUUUAAAGGGAAGUUUUAUUACUGUGAGGGUCUGGAAACUCGUAAUAUCACAAACAGAUCAGAAUGCAACCGAGCGCGUUACAAAUGGGUACGGAGGAAGUACAACUUUGACAAUUUGGGGCAGGCUCUGAUGUCACUGUUUGUUCUGUCGUCCAAAGAUGGCUGGGUAAAUAUCAUGUACGAUGGUCUGGAUGCUGUUGCCACAGAUAUUCAGCCAGUUCGCAACCACAACCCAUGGAUGUUACUUUACUUCAUCUCCUUCCUCCUCAUCGUAAGCUUCUUCGUCCUCAACAUGUUUGUUGGCGUGGUAGUCGAGAAUUUUCACAAGUGUCGUCAACACCAAGAAGCCGAGGAAGCCCGUCGCCGAGAGGAAAAACGUCUCCGUCGACUGGAAAAAAAGCGCAGGAGUAAGGCGUUCUAUAUGUCUGAGGCACAGCGGAGACCAUAUUACGCGGACUACUCACCAGCUCGACGGUACAUCCACACACUCUGUACCAGCCACUAUCUGGACCUCUUCAUCACCUUCAUCAUUGGCAUUAAUGUUAUCACUAUGUCCAUGGAACAUUACAACCAACCCAAGUCCCUGGAGGAAGCUCUGAAAUACUGUAACUACCUCUUCACCAUCGUCUUCGUGUUUGAAGCUGUUCUUAAACUGGUUGCUUUUGGAUUCCGAAGGUUCUUUAAAGACCGCUGGAACCAGUUGGAUUUGGCCAUCGUUCUUCUCUCCAUCAUGGGGAUUACAUUGGAGGAAAUAGAAAUCAAUGCCUCUCUUCCCAUCAACCCAACAAUUAUACGAAUCAUGAGGGUGCUGAGGAUUGCUCGAGUUUUGAAGUUGCUGAAGAUGGCAACGGGGAUGCGAGCUUUGCUGGACACCGUGGUGCAAGCGUUACCCCAGGUUGGAAACCUCGGCCUUCUCUUCAUGCUACUAUUUUUCAUCUACGCGGCACUGGGAGUGGAAUUGUUUGGGAAGCUUGUGUGUAAUGAAGAUAAUCUGUGUGAAGGACUCAGCAGGCACGCUACGUUUGAGAAUUUCGGGAUGGCGUUUCUAACCCUGUUCCGUGUCUCCACGGGCGACAACUGGAACGGCAUCAUGAAGGACACACUCCGAGAAUGCAACAGUGACGACAAGCAUUGCCUCACCUACCUGCCUAUCAUCUCCCCUGUCUAUUUUGUCACCUUUGUCCUGAUCGCCCAGUUUGUCCUGGUUAAUGUAGUGGUGGCAGUGUUAAUGAAGCACUUGGAGGAGAGCAACAAAGAAGCCAAAGAAGAUGCAGAGAUGGACGCAGAGAUCGAAAUGGAGAUGUCACGGGCACUGACUCCAGCUGCUGGAAGCGGCAGCCCUGCUCCAGACAACAAGGCAAUCACCAGGAACAUUAUCCCCGUAAAGACAGAACACCCAGUCCUGCUGAAACAAGCUAGGGGAGCACUGAGCCAGGAGAGUGUGACUUUAGUGAUCCCAGAAUCAGUGGAGGCAUCUGCCUGGGUGAAGGAUACAGCACCACCGUCCCCUAUGCCCUACAAGCACGGUUUGCGACUACCCCUCCAGCCCAGCGUACAUGGGCACGAGGAUGGUGAUGUCUACUUGAGAGAUGGUGCUGGCUCUCAGACCCUACUGGCAGUAAGAAAGGUCUCCGUAUCCAGAAUGCUGUCAUUACCCAAUGACAGCUACAUGUUUCGUCCUGUCCUGCCAGCCAAAGCUUCGUACCCUCUGCGUGAAGUAGACACUUAUGAAGACACUUCUCCAAAUGGGUCAGUUAUAUCAGUCCAUUCCCAAGCCAGUGAUAUCAGUUCCUUGCUAAAAUUACCUGUGGAAUGUCAACCUUUACCAUCCUGCCACCUGGACCCAGAGGACAUGCCUAAAAUCCCACCUCCAAUCUCCACCUCCAGAUCUCCAAGUCUUAACAGACUAUUACGCAGACAGGAGGCCAUACGGAUGGAUUCAGUUGAUUAUCACACUGAAGAAUCUAGUGACAGUCUUCAGGCUGAUUCUACGGAGAGUUUAAAUGUGAGGACUCCAUCACUAACUACAUUAGUUCCAAAUUUGCUUUGCCCCACGCCUCUCUCUCUGCAGGGAACCCCGCAGUCUUCCCCCAUACUCUCUUCUCACCUCAGAAAGUCAAGUGUCCGCACACGCAAACAUGUAUACAGCCAACACAGUAUUCCCAGCCGGCCUUCAAGCGGCAGCAGCACCAACACCAACCCAGAGGAAUCUACAUUUGAGUCCUCAGACCUGGCUGAUGAAGAGGUCAGCCAUAUAAACAGCUCAGCAAAGGGCUGGCGAGGACAAUCGCAUAAUAGGAGUCACUCUGUCUCUCCUUUCAUCUCCCAACCUUCAUCUCCUCCUCUACUAAAGAACUGCAAUAGCACAGCCAGCCUGGCAGGAACCGGCAACAAAGACAAAGACUUGAAGAAGUUCUACAGUGUUGAUACGCAAGGAUUCUUAACAAAGCCCAUGUGGGCAGAAGACCAAAGGAGGCAUUCCAUUGAGAUUUGCUCCUCCAUUGAUGAUGGAGACUCCUGCUUUGAUCUGUCCAUCGAAGAUAAACAUGACUCUUCUGUUCAUAUUCAGUCUGACCCAGAGUACAUUAAUGGAGUUAGGAGGAAAAAAAAGAUGAGUCCACCCUGUAUUUCUAUAGAACCUCCCAUGGAGGAUGAAGGUGUCACAGCUCCCUGUACCAAAGCAUCAGAAAAUAGUAUGAUGUUAAGAAGGCGAACACCAUCUUGUGAAUCCACUGCAUACAGGGACUCUUUAGAUCUUAGCGACAACCAAGUUGUUGACCAAACGUCAAAAACUGAUAGACGGAUCCAGACUCCUUGUCGCAAUGAACACUUGAUAAUACCCAGCUAUUCUUUUGAUCAGCUGGACACGAACAGCUUUUCAGACCUUUUAACAGACGGUGGAUGCUCCACUCCUCCAUCAGUUGGCCUUGUGGAUUCUAGGCCUGAACCAGUGGCUUUAGAUAGUAAACAAAAAGACCAUCUCCAAAUACAGAGCACCAAUCUCGAAAACAGCAACAGAGAUUUAAUUGGCAUUGGUAUGGGUUCCUUGAAAAAGCUUGCACUAGUGAACUCUUCUAUAACAACAGAGGAUACAAUAAAUAAACCGUUAUAGCCGUUAAGGAUUUGAGACAUUUUAAAUUGACUAGCUUGAUGAACCACUGGAUAGACGGGUCUUAUAAUCCCCUUUGGGUGUUAGUGUUUUCAAUAUGCUGUGGGCUCACGAGGAAUAAUGAAUAAAAAAAAGGAAAGAUUUGCAGAUGGUUUGAAUAAAAAUUUUCUUCUUUUGUUUGGUUUUAUAAACGGAAUACGGAGUUAACUUUCCAUAUAACCUCAAUCACAUUGAUUCGAGUUUUCUUUUUUUUUUUUUUUUAGGUUUUUUUUUUAUUUCUAUUUUUAAGCUGGCACUUUUUAUUGUGCAAAGACACAGUAUACAGAAGUGCUGAAAUAUGAAGACUUGUACAUUAUCUGUAUAUCAGCAUUAUAAAUAAAAUAGAAAUAAUGUAUUUGUGAAAAA